Messenger RNA from Syzygium oleosum, 937 nucleotides. Its product is annotated as MOB kinase activator-like 1A. The transcript is spliced from 7 exons. Gene Ontology annotation, molecular function: protein kinase activator activity. The record is from RefSeq and is a predicted model, not a curated record. Bases 91 to 738 code for a protein of 215 amino acids. Gene Ontology annotation, biological process: signal transduction; positive regulation of protein phosphorylation. Lineage: Eukaryota; Viridiplantae; Streptophyta; Magnoliopsida; Myrtales; Myrtaceae. Gene Ontology annotation, cellular component: nucleus; cytoplasm.
UUCGAUAUCCUUUGGCGCUCUGUUCCUUCGCUUCUUGAAGGAGGGAGGAGGAAGGAGGGAGGGAGGAAAGGGAGGCACCGCUUCAUCACCAUGAGUCUCUUUGGCCUCGGCAGCAGAAAUCAGAAGACUUUUAGGCCUAAAAAGAGCGCUCCAUCUGGAAGUAAGGGUGCUCAACUACAAAGACAUAUCGACGCUACACUGGGAAGUGGAAAUUUGAGAGAAGCAGUGCGGCUUCCCCCUGGAGAAGACAUCAACGAGUGGCUGGCAGUGAACACCGUGGACUUUUUCAAUCAAGUGAACAUUCUAUACGGUACACUCACUGAAUUCUGCACGCCAUCUAACUGCCCGACAAUGUCCGCAGGCCCAAAAUACGAGUACAGGUGGGCCGAUGGAGUGACCAUUAAGAAACCCAUCGAGGUGUCGGCUCCUAAGUACGUCGAGUAUUUGAUGGACUGGAUUGAGGCUCAGCUUGACGAUGAAUCAGUUUUCCCACAAAAAUUAGGAGCUCCAUUUCCGAGCAAUUUCAAAGAAGUCGUCAAAACCAUUGUCAAGCGCUUGUUCCGUGUCUAUGCCCAUAUCUACCACUCGCAUUUUCAGAAGAUCGUGAGCUUGAAGGAGGAAGCUCAUCUAAAUACUUGCUUCAAGCAUUUCGUUCUCUUCACAUGGGAAUUUCGGUUGAUCAACAAAGAGGAGCUUGCGCCGCUUAAUGAACUCGUCGAAUCUAUUCUGCAGUUGUAGUGGUGGGGGGUUUUGUUUAUCCUUUUGUUUUCUUGUUUCCCUUUUCCCCCUUGUUUUUGGGUAUCUAGAUUGAGAUUUUUUGGCGAACUUCUUUUUGUCUUUUGGGAAUGAGAUAUCUUGAUUCAGUUCAUCACUUUGUCUUCAGUGUGUUUAUUUGGUGUAAAUUCUGUACAUCAAACAACAAAACUGUUGGGUCUCC